CCGAGGCAAACCACUAUUUGACCGAAUCCUUUAAAGAAGCAGAAUGCGCCGUGUUUUCGGUUGUCGGGACAGUUUCAAUGCUUUGACUGUAUAACUCGGGUAUCUUUAUCAGCCUUUGAAGAUGGUUUUCUAUCCGCCGCCAUGGGUUCCAAAACUCCCAUUUGACCCCCCGGACUCUGUUACCGUUGGGGAGUUCAUGUUUAGCGAUCGCUUCGGUCGACACCCCAUAUCCAAGAGUCGAAAUCCCUUUACAUGUGGUAUCACGGGGAAGACAUAUUCAAAUGCCGAAACCCACCAGAGGACUGAUUUCCUCGCAAGAGCUCUCUCCAAGGUAACAGGAUGGCAGCCAAACCAGGAAACCCCCUGGGAGAAGGCGAUUUGCGUCUACUCCUUCAACACCAUCGACUAUCUCACCGUGUCGCACGCGAUCCACCAACUGUCCGGCAUUGCGAGCCUUGCCAACGUUGCCUACUCGGCACAGGAGCUGGAGCACCAGCUCAAGUCGUCUGGCGCCAAGGUCCUGUUCACCUGCGCGCCCGUCCUGGAGACCGCCCUCACGGCAGCAAAUGCCGCCGGGAUCCCAGAAGAUAAAGUGUUCAUCAUGGACCUCCCAGGCUACGACAAGCCAUCUUCGUUCAAGACGGUUGAAGACUUGGUUGAUCUGGGCCGCACUUUGCCCGAGCUCGAGCCUCUGAGGUGGUCUAAGGGCCAGGGAGCUCGGCAAGUUGCCUUCCUAUGCUAUUCAAGUGGCACUUCCGGCCUUCCAAAAGCAGUGAUGAUAUCGCACAGAAAUGUGAUUGCGAAUAUGAUGCAAUACACCUUAUUCGAGCGUAAGGGUAGGGACAUACUUGGCGUGGAGACGCAGGUUGUGCUUGGCUUGCUUCCAUUCAGCCAUAUCUAUGGCUUGGUGGUUGUUGCCCAUUCCGCAGCCUGGCGAGGCGACGGGAUUAUAGUGCUGCCAAAGUUCGAAUUGACGCAGUACCUCGAAGCUAUCGAGAGGUUUAAAAUUAACCAUCUCCUCGUGGUUCCCCCGAUCCUGAUUCGAAUGUUGAGCUGCAAAGAGGAGUGCAGCAAGUAUGACCUGAGCAGUGUCAGGCUUCUCUUCACCGGUGCAGCGCCAGCCGGGAAGGAGACGGUCGAAGGGCUGCUCCGGCUGCAUCCUGAAUGGCAUAUCGGUCAAGGCUAUGGCAUGACCGAAACUGCCACGGUCGUGAUCUCAACGAGCGAGCAUGACAUUGUGCAGGGCACGUCUGGAUCUCUUCUCCCGGGAACGCGAGCAAAAAUAAUAGACCUAGACGGGAAAGAGAUCACCCAGGAGAACACCCGGGGAGAGUUGAUGAUACAGUCGCCAUCGGUCGUCUUGGGGUACCUGAACAAUGAGCAGGCCACGACGGAGGCCUUCGUAUGGGAUGAAGAUGGACGGUGGAUGCGCACAGGAGAUGAAGUUGUAGUGACGAAGUCGCCAUUGGGCAACGAACACUUUACAAUCGUCGACCGCCUGAAGGAGCUAAUCAAGUGCAAGGGCCAUCAAGUUGCUCCCGCCGAACUGGAAGCUCAUCUGCUGGCCCACGACGCCGUGGAUGACUGUGCAGUCAUCGCCGUGCCUCAUGAGAAGGAUGGCGAGGUCCCAAAGGCGUUCGUGGUGAAGCCGCGGAACAUGACCUCGAGGGGGGACGACGAAGUUGCCGCAGAAAUCAUCAAGCAUGUCAAAGACCACAAGGCCCAUUACAAGUGGCUGAAGGGUGGGGUCGAGUUCAUCGAUGUCAUACCUAAGAGCCCCAGCGGCAAGAUCUUGCGGCGGCUGCUCCGCGACAAGGAGAAGGAGGCGAGACGAGCAAAGGGUGCCAAGUUGUAACGCUCAGGCCGCAUGGCUCCCCAGGGCAACAACAUGGCCGGCCUUGUUGUUGACAUGACCUAUGAGGAAGAGAGAUGUUGGACAUGUAUAGCGAGCGGAGGACACUGGAUGAAAGUCACCAUUUGCGCUGAUCUAGCUAGUUGUCAAUACGUUGGAUAGCUUAUACCAGAACACAUGUAAUCCGUACUCCGUAUGAGAUCGGGAGAUCGUCG
Molecule: messenger RNA, 2067 nt
Organism: Phialemonium atrogriseum
Lineage: Eukaryota; Fungi; Ascomycota; Sordariomycetes; Cephalothecales; Cephalothecaceae
Exons: 7
Coding region: 122-1855 (577 amino acids)
Molecular function (GO): CoA-ligase activity
Source: RefSeq, a predicted model, not a curated record